GUGCGCGCGCGCUCGUCUCUGUGUCUGUUGGGGGAGGAUUCGCAGCUCCCGCGACCCUCCGUCCUCCCCUCCGAGAGGCCUCCUUCUCCGCCUGGCGCAGGAUGGACCCCGCGGGGAGCCCGCUGGACUUGGGCUUCUGCCCGUCGGCGCCCUGCCUGCUGGUGGAGGACUCGCAGCCGGAGCCGGACUCCGCCCAGGACGACGGCGAGGAGCCGCAGGCCCUGCCCGGCCUGAAGAGGAGGUGGCAGCGACCAGGGGCGCAGGACGAGGCGGAUGGGCCGCGGGUCGUUCCGGGAGCGAAGGCGGCAGGAGGAGGCCCGGAGGAGCAGCAGGAGGAGGGCCGGGGCUCUGAGGGGGCUGAGCGGGGUCCCGCAGGGGGCUCUGGGCCCGCUCCCUUGCCGCCUCCGCUGCCGGCCUCCGACUCGCCCCGCGCCCUCCUCAGCCAGGUCUUGGAGCAGCUGCCGCCGCCGCUCGCCAGGAACACCAGGGCGGCGGACGACCCUCGCGGCGGCGCUGCUGCUGCACCGGGCUCUCUCUGCGCGGAAGAGUCAGGCAUGUCGCAGCUGGGCUUCGGUGUUUUGGAGCUCUCCCAGAGCCAGAACCUUGAAGGAGACUCCACAGCUAGUGUGGUUAGUGAUAAGGAGCAGCUGCAACCCAAAGUGGCCUUGGAAGAAGAGGAGCAGGAGGAGGAUUCCAAAGGCGAUCCAGAUGAAGUGACAAAGUCUGGGAGUGACUCUCCUGAUAGCAGCACCCCAAAAAUUCUGCAGUUCCAUAAAGAACCUGCAAGGAGUCCAACUUCUGCCUGCCAUCCACUUGACAGAAGGCCACAAGGGACGGAUCCCUCUGGGUGGCAUACACAGGAUGCUGAUGUCUUAUCUACUCAGGAGGACAUGUUUGGCCAGAGCAGCACAACAGAUGGUGACAGUGCUGUGUCUAGAGUGGAAGCAGCAAAUUCUCCAGUGUGCACUCCUGCCGAUUCUCUGCAUGUCCUUCAUCUCUCUGGACAGGGACCUCUUUCCAUUUGUGCUUCAGGCCUUCCUACGCCAUCUCCUGGCAUCUCACAUUCUGUACCCCUCAUCAUUCCAAGAAGCCCAACAGAACAGGGAACAGAAGCAGCAGCAACAGGAGGAGGAGGAGGAGGGAAGCAAGAAGAAGAGCCAAAGGAGACUCGGACUCCAGGUCUUCCUCAGUCCUCUACACCUGUCGCUCAAGAUGCGCCAGCUUUUACUCCAGCAUUCACUCCCAUACCAUCACAACCAGAGUUCUCCCAUGACACUUUCCUCCCAACUCCAAGCUUAGAGAAAGGGCCUGAGGCACAGACAGAGAAAGGAGAUGAUUGUGGUAUCAAUUUGCCAGCAGACAGCUCUGAAGACCCUGAGGCACCUGCAUCUAUUGUGGAGGGCCCUUUGUCAUGGCCCUCAGGUGAGGCCUGCCUAUUGGCGCUGUCUGCUAGUGAGUGCAGCCAGUCCACUGAGGCUGUGCAGCCUGAGGAAGCAGCCAUGGAAGCUCAUGGUCCUCCAGCAGAGAAGCUUGGCUUGGAUGGUAGAUGUAGCGAGCAGCAGCGGUUUAAUGAGGACAUCCAUGCCUCAACUGGGCAGCCUGCAGGAAGAGGUUCCACUGCCCAAGUUGGAGUUGGAGAUGACCUUGCAAGUCAGGGCCACCUCUUGUGCCAGGGGUCUCAAGAGCCAGAAUAUGAAGCUGUCCCAGAAACGCCUGGUGAAGCACAAGGAGAAGCUGAGCUGCUGAGGGACGGAAGGUCUUGCCUUCACUCGACUCACUCUCAGGAAGAAAAGGUGGACCAGCAUGUGGAACCUGCUGUAGGCAGAGAAGACUCUGAGAAUGUGCUCCAGGCAGCUGGAGAGCCUGCACACCCAGAUCCAGCAAACUUAAAAAGAGACCCCUUGGAAGACUCCGGGGAGGAGGCGUCCCUGAGGAUCGGCCCUGGGGUGACACUGAAGCUCUCUGACUCCCAACCAGAGCUGGAGGGAAGCAGGUCCCAGGGGAGGUCCAGCGUUGCCCCUGGAGUGGGGCUGCCUGCUGCCAUCUCUCCAGGCAGAAGCAACUUGGGAAGUGUGCUGGAGGAGGAGGAGAGCUUGCCACUUCUGCCCCCCCAGGGGGAAGGGGGUGGUGUGCCAGCAACAGCCAAGGAGGAUGAAACUGCAGAGAGCCAAGCAGCAGCAGCACCUCCAGAGCAAGGCAGUAGGAAGUCUGCUGCCCUUCCAUCAGUUGCUGCAAGGGAAGAUUCAGAGCUGGGGCCCUUGCCUGGGAAGGAGAAAGCACCAGCAGUGACUUUGGAAGAGGGAUCCCAUUCUGGGAGUGCAGAGGACCAGAUGGAGAUCCAGCAGAAGCCAUGUGGGCUGGACAGAGAGGUGCAGCUGUGCCAGAGGGGUCCUGAGCCACAUGCUAGCCUGCCCAGCGAAACCCCCUUUCAUCUCGCCCUGCUGAAGGAGAAGCAUGUGACUGAGCCUCUGACAGGCAUCACCCCACCUCACAUUGGCCAGCUGAAGAAAGGCCCUAGGCGACACAGCACUCCUAUUGAGGCUGGAAACUGCCCGGACAAUACCAUAGCAACCAGCGAUGUCACAGCUGAGGGCACCAACAAUGUGACAGUGGAGAGUGCUCUGACCUCUGUUGAGAUGGAGGAGAGUGGCAAAGGGAGCGCUGAGGCCGCCUGUGAGGAGCAGGGGAAGCUGUCCUUGCGCAUGAACCUUGUGACCCCUGUGACGGAAGAGAGUGACGAGUCCCUGCCCUUCAGCCUGGACAAGCCCACAUCCAGUGAAAAGAAGAACGGGUCUGUCACAGGAGUUGUUUCCAGCUCCCGGAAGGUGCCAUCCGUCUUCACACGAGUCUGUGAAGUACAGCAUGAAGAAGACAAGGCUCAACGCCCUGAGCUGCUUUGUUCACUGUUCAGGGGUGACCUGUUCAAUUUCCCAAGUUCCCAGGAGGAGCAGGAGCCACCUGCAACCUGGCAGAGCCAGCGAAGGCUUGUGCCCCUGGGUUGUGGACCAGUCCAGGACUCUGGCUUGAGCGCUAAGCGGACAGUGGGUUGUGCGGAGGAGGGAGAGGCCAUGGAAGUGGAAGCAGCAGGAACUCAGGAGCAAAAAGAACAGAGGGCCCCCCAAAAGGCAGCUUCCGUUCUGGUGGCUGCAGGGAAUGAUGGAGCUCAAAUGCCAAAAUCUGGCACCAGCAGCAAGGGGACCCAGGCUGUGGCAGAGUUCCUUCAAGGGCCAACGGAAUUCACGUCAGCAGCCACGCAGACAGUGCCUACUGGCCAGGUGGAGGUGGGGACCAGCACGGCUGGGUUGUUGCCUGGACAGCAGGACACUAAAGUGCAGGUGGAAGAGGACCAUGGAUCUAGGCCUGCCAGGGCUGGGCAUGCGCCAGGGACCCAGCACAACCAGCAUGAGGAAGGGUUUGAUUUGCCUCGCCCGCCCCCAGGCAGAGCCCUCCGGCGUCAUAUACGCACCAUCCGCGAAGUACGAACUGUUGUCACACGACUCAUCACAGACAUCUACUACAAGGAUGGUGCAGAAGUGGAACGCAAGGUAGUGGAGGAGAGAGAGGACCCCAUCAUGGAGUGCCAGGAGAGCGAGGUGGACGUCUCCCCCUCUCGCACGGGAGGCUCUUCUUCGCUUGCCUCUGGAGACCUUGGUGACAUCAGCUCCUUCUCAUCCAAGGCCUCUGGCCUCCAGCGCAUGUCCAGUGGAGGGAGCAGUGGCUUGUCCGUCACACACAGUGGGACAAGUUCUGGGCAAGGAGGCACUCUUCUGAGAGGAGGGAGACCUUGCCAAGGAGCUGGGCCUGGAGACUUGGCCUUCCCAGGGGUCAGAAAGCUCAGCCCUAGGAAGGGGGGCAGCCAGCCUCAGUCUCCAGUCCAUCCUGACCACGCAGCAGUUACUGGGGGGUGUGAGGAGGAAGCGCAAGGCGUGAUCAACCAGAGGGGUGGCAGAGCCCCUCCAACUCCUCGCAGACGAGGGCGAAGGGGCCGCCUCACAUCGCGAUCGGCCGGAGCCAGGGCCAGCCUGCCAGCUGUGGAGGAUCUUUCAACGACAGCCUUGCCAGAAGAGGACUGCCACACGCAUCGCCCUUUGAAGGGGCAGGACCGCAGCAUCUCCCCCGAAAUCCCCUUGCAAGAGCGUCUGGGGGUUUCUACCAGCACAGAGCUUUCCUCUGCCACCACCUCCUCUUCUGCGAACAGCUUUGUGGGCCUCCGGGUGGUGGCAAAGUGGUCCUCGAAUGGCUACUUCUAUUCUGGGACUAUCACACAGGAUGUAGGGGGUGUCAAAUAUAAGCUGCGCUUUGACGAUGGCUAUGAAUGUGAUGUUCCGGGUAAAGACAUCUUGCUGUGCGACCCUCUCCCCCUGGAAACAGAGGUGACGGCCCUUUCAGAGGACGAAUACUUCAGUGCAGGGGUAGUGAAGGGGCACCGGAAGGAGGCUGGGGAGCUGUUCUAUUGCAUUGAGAAGGAGGGCCAGCGGAAGUGGUACCGGCGGAGAGCAGUCAUCUUGUCUUUAGAGCAAGGGAAUCGGCUCCGAGAGCAAUUUGGGUUGGGCCCCUACGAGCCUGUCAUGCCCCUGACAAAGGCGGCUGACAUCAGCCUUGAUAACCUGGUGGAAGGAAAGCGGAAAAGGCGCAACCUUGGCUCCCCCAGCACCUCCAACAACACAACACCCACCCGCAAGGGCCCUGAGAGCCCCCAGACCCCGCACAGGCUGCAGUCUGGCAAGAGGAAGCUGGUUGUCUCAGAAGAGGAGAGAUCCCCUGCCAAGCGAGGGCGGCGGGCAACCCCUACAAAGCCAGGGGCUGCCUGUUCCAGGGAAGCAGUGAGCCCAUCUGUCAGUGGCGUGGACUUGGGAGAUAUCGUGGCAACAGAUGACCGAUGGGGGCCUAUGCCCCACAACAAGACUCUCUUUCUGGGCUAUGCCUUUCUCCUCACAAUGGCAGACCCCACAGAUAAACUCUCCAGUUGCCAGGAGUCUGCAGUGAGCAGCGAAGAGGAAGACUUCUUGGAGGUAACACCUUACAACAAACACUACAUUGGACUGCAGCUGCAAGCUGGAGGUGGUUUCAUCCUGGAGGACUUCAAUGAAAGCCAGUGCAGUGCAGCCUACCAGUGCUUCCUGAUAGCAGACAGACACUGCCGGAACCGGAUUUACUUUCUGUGCCUUGCCCGAGGAAUCCCCUGUGUGUCUCACGUCUGGGUCCAUGACAGUUGUCAUGCCAACCAGCUGCAGAACUACCGGAAUUAUUUGUUGCCAGCUGGUUAUAGCCUGCAGGAGCAGAGGUUGCUGGACUGGCACUCCCGUGAGAACCCUUUCAAUAAGCUGAAGGUGCUUCUGGUGUCCAGUGAACAAGACUUCCUGGAGCUCUGGUCUGAGAUUCUUAUGAUGGGGGGCGCUGCUUCUGUUAAGCUGCAGGAAUCUGCCUCAUGGAGCAAAGAUGUGAGUCUGGCUGUGUUUGAUGUCGUGGUGACUGAUGCUUCGUGCCCAACAGCUUUCUUGAAAUGUGCUGAAGCGCUACAGCUGCCAGUGGUGACCCAAGAGUGGGUGAUCCAGUGCCUCAUUGCUGGGAAGAAAGUUGGAUUCAAACACCCAAAGUAUCAGCUUGAUUCUGUCCCCAGUUGAACUUUUUUUGCUUUGUGGAGGCUGUCAUUGUCACCCAGGUUUUAAAUGUCUGUGUCACUUGAAAUGUGCAUGAAGUGCUGUAUAUAGUUUUAACUUCUGGACUUUUAUGAUAAUAAACGUCAAUUUUCUUGUUGCAGUA
Molecule: messenger RNA, 5763 nt
Organism: Podarcis muralis (Common wall lizard)
Lineage: Eukaryota; Metazoa; Chordata; Lepidosauria; Squamata; Lacertidae
Source: RefSeq, a predicted model, not a curated record